This is a messenger RNA of Penicillium digitatum Pd1, 276 nucleotides long. Lineage: Eukaryota; Fungi; Ascomycota; Eurotiomycetes; Eurotiales; Aspergillaceae. The record is from RefSeq and is a predicted model, not a curated record.
AUGGGUCAAAAAGGCCAGCCAUCUAUAUCAAGCCCCUCGUCCAUCCAACUCAUCACAGCUCAAACAGGCAGUACUGGCAAAAUGAAUAAGAGAAAAGUUUACGGGACCGAAAAUCCUCAAGAUGACAUGCAAAAGGACCUGGUCGAGUUUUCCGAGCACGAAUGGUUCCAAACAGGAGUCGAAUUUGUCCUGUCACUGGAGCGGCCAUGCCCGUCGUACAUCUCAAGUGCACAUUCCUUGGGUCGUGCCAUGUCAAUGCAAAGCACACUGCUAUAA